Messenger RNA from Arachis duranensis, 1810 nucleotides. RefSeq names its product sodium/calcium exchanger NCL. The transcript is spliced from 8 exons. The record is from RefSeq and is a predicted model, not a curated record. Gene Ontology annotation, biological process: calcium ion transmembrane transport; intracellular calcium ion homeostasis. Gene Ontology annotation, molecular function: calcium:proton antiporter activity; calcium ion binding. Lineage: Eukaryota; Viridiplantae; Streptophyta; Magnoliopsida; Fabales; Fabaceae. The coding region runs from base 83 to 1738 and encodes 551 amino acids. Gene Ontology annotation, cellular component: membrane.
AUUAUAUUACUGAAUUAAGUUAAAACUUUAUUCAGUUCCAGUACUACUUGUGAAGAAUGGAAAGAUAGCAGAAGAAUAUGCUAUGAUUGGAAUUGGAUCAUUGGCUGGAUCAUCAAUCUUGCUUCUGACUAUAGUUUGGGGAACAUGUGUUAUCACUGGCAGCAAAGAUUUUGAGCACAGUGAAGGAUCUAACUCAUCAUCAUCAUCAUCACCUAAAACUCUCAAACCUUCAUUCACUAGUCAUGGCAUUACUAUAGAUUUGGAGACAAAACAAGCAGCAAGCAAUAUGUUAGGUUCAACAAUUUUAUUACAAUUAUCUUAUGGGACAACAACUCUGCAAUCCAUAAUUGGUCUCAUCUUUGCUUCCCUUCUUCUCUUCUUUUAUUUUACUAAACAGGUUUUUGAACCUUGGCGACAGAAAAGAAGAUUGGAAUACUUGAAACAUGAUGAUUUAAUGUUAAGAAUACUAAGUUUUGUAGAAAAGAAUACUCUACAAAGGAUACUCACCAAGAAUGGGACUCCAAAUGUGAGUGCCAUUAGAAGGUUGUACAGGGAAAUAGAUGAAGAUAGGAGCAGUGGCAUAUCAGCUUCUGAACUAAGAGACCUAUUGCUACAAAACAAAGUAACAGACACAAGUAUCGACGAGGAGAAAGAAAUAGAAGAGGUAUUGAAAUUUUUUGAUCAUGGUCAUGAUCAAAUGAUAACCAAGGAUGAGUUUGUUGUUGGCUUUGCAAAGUGGCUUGAUCAAACAAAGCAUGAUUUGGAUAAAGAGUAUCUUUCAAGGAAAUCAAUGAAGGACUUAUAUGAGGUUUUUGGGCCAUGGACUGAAAACAAAAGAAAAGAAAGAGAAGGGAAGAAACAAAUCAUAUCUAAAAUAUUAAGGCAUGUUCAGAAUGAUAUGGUUGGAAGCCUUCUCAGAAAUGAUGGAAAACCUGAUGAGAUAGCCAUUAAAAGGUUGUUCGAAAAAAUUGACCGCAAUAAAGACAACUGCGUCUCGCAAUCUGAACUGAAAGAACUAAUGAUGAACAUCGCAUUUGUUAAAGCAUCAAUGGAAGUGGAGAAGGCAGUUGCUUUAGUCAUUGAUGAACUUGACCAUGACAUAGAUCAGAUAAUCAAUGAGGAGGAAUUUGUUGCUGUGUUUGAGAAAUCACUUAACAAAAUUUCAAGUCAUGCUCCUUUUUCUGAUUCUGACUCUGAAGAAGAUAUAUAUCAAGCAUGGGAAGAGGCAGGCAUGGUGGUGGAAAAUAAAGAAAGCAAAGCAAUAGUAGAUAAAUCAAUAUGGGGAAGGUUGAUGGCCACAACAAAUAUGGUGCUAGGAAUUGUUAUUAUAUGCAUUGUGGCACAACCGCUUAUGGAAAGUGUCAGAAAAUUCUCCAACAGUUUAGGAGUUCAUGCUGCCUUUGUCUCAUUUGUUCUAGUCCCCUUGGCCAUAAAUGCAAGAGAAGCAACUACAGCAAUUAAAAAAACAAGCUAUAAGAAUUCUAGGACUAUUUCUCUUGCUAUUUCUGAGAUAUAUGGAGGGGUUCUCAUGAAUAACAUUGUUGGAUUUUUUGCUAUCUCCAUUAUGAUCUAUGUCCGACAAGUUACUCAUGUAUUCCCAUCAGAAUUGAUGGUCGCUACACUUGUUUGUCAGAUUAUAAGCGUUAUUUUAGGUUGUCACUACACUUUCUCUCCAUGGUCAUGUGUAUAUGCUUAUUUUGCAUAUUUUUUCUCCUUGGUUUUGAGUUUUUGUAUUUAGUCCAUGUUUACAAUGAUUAAUUGAGACUUACCACACUUGUUAAGAUUAUUAAUGUAAAAAAAUUAUAUUAAA